Ipomoea triloba (trilobed morning glory) is the source of this 997-nucleotide messenger RNA. RefSeq names its product tropinone reductase homolog. Gene Ontology annotation, molecular function: oxidoreductase activity. The transcript is spliced from 5 exons. Bases 43 to 816 code for a protein of 257 amino acids. The record is from RefSeq and is a predicted model, not a curated record. Lineage: Eukaryota; Viridiplantae; Streptophyta; Magnoliopsida; Solanales; Convolvulaceae.
CAAGAAGUGAGCAAAUUAAACAAGUAUCAGCAAUAUAACAUAAUGGCUGGAAGGUGGUCUCUUCAUGGCAUGACAGCCCUUGUCACCGGUGGUACUCGUGGUUUAGGGCAUGCAAUAGUGGAAGAAUUGGCAAGUCUUGGUGCGACAUUGUAUACGUGUUCGCGUACUGAAAAGGAGCUUGAUGAGUGCCUUCAGAAUUGGAAAGCCAAGGGAUACAAUGUUUUUGGUUCUACAUGUGACAUAUUACAACCGUCUCAACGCGAAAAAUUAGUCCAAUCAGUCGGCAAGAAGUUCAAUGGAAAUCUCACAAUUUUGGUAAACAAUGUGGCGAGACUUAUACCAAAAGAAAUUUUAAAGUCAGAUGCUCAAGAUUUCUCUGAUACCAUUGGCACAGGUCUUGAGGCUUCUUUGAACCUUUGCCAACUUGCACACCCAUUAUUGAAGGCCUCUGGAAAUGGAAGCAUUGUCUUCAUCUCUUCAUGUUCUAGUUUUGUUUAUGCGCCUUUUCAUACUAUCUAUGCUGCAACCAAAGGGGGUAUUAAUUCACUUGUAAGAAAUUUAGCUUGUGAAUGGGCAAGUGACAACAUUCGAGUCAAUGCUGUUGCUCCCUGGCUCAUGAGAACUUCCCUCACCGAGUCAUCCAAAGGAGAAUUUGGGGCAGUAAUAGAAGCUUUGAUCCGACGGACACUACAACACCGGCUUGUAGAGCCUAAAGAAGCUUCAGCGGCGGUGGCGUUCCUCUGCUUCCCGGCGGCUUCUUUUGUUACUGGUCAGAUCAUUCGUGUGGAUGGUGGUGGAUCAGUCUAUGGUCUUUGAACAAUUGAACCCCUGUAUGGAAUAAGGACUCUAUAAGCUACAAUAUAUAUUUAGUGUGAUUUUUUAAAAUCUUUACCAUAUAUAAUUUACAAUGAAGACUAUAUGUAAUGAUCAAGAAUGAUAUAUUGUAUUUUGAGGUAUAUUUGAAAGUCAAGAAUAAAUUGAGUUAAUAAUUUUAAUA